This is a messenger RNA of Plasmodium malariae, 1134 nucleotides long. Its product is annotated as PIR protein. Lineage: Eukaryota; Apicomplexa; Aconoidasida; Haemosporida; Plasmodiidae. The coding region runs from base 1 to 1134 and encodes 377 amino acids. The transcript is spliced from 2 exons. The record is from RefSeq and is a predicted model, not a curated record.
AUGGAAAUGAAUGAAGAAGAUGAAAUUUUAAAAAGUUUACCCUCAUAUAAAAUAUAUGAAGAAUAUGGCUCUAAGGUCAGUGGAGAAUCAUACGGAAUUAAUUGUAAUAUAUUCAAUUCAGUAAAAAAAGAAUACAAAAAUAAAUGUAUUAAUCUUUGUAAUAAAGUUGUAAGAAAUUUAGAAAAUUUUCCAGAAAAAGGUAAAUCCGGAAACUAUAAAGACUACUGUACACAUUAUAUAUACUGGAUAUAUAAAGAAAUAAGAGAAAUGUUUAAAAAAGGUGUGAAUGAUAAUGAUAUAGCAGAUGUCAUUUCUAAAUUUAUUGAAUUACAAUCUACUAUUAUUGAAACUUAUCGGAUAUAUAACUGUAGUUAUAAAUUUGUUCAUAAAAAUUUAAACGAAUUAAAUCAAAAAAAGGAAGAGAAAUACUUGUAUGAAUAUUUUACAAAUUACGAUAUUAUUAAAAGUAGAGAUAUUUGUACUUCUGUUGACAUUAAUAAUUAUAAAAAGUAUCUUAGUUCUAUUCGUGAUUUAUAUAAUAAAAAAAAGCGUGAAUGUUGUGAGAAAAAAAUAUCAACAUGUCCAGAAUAUUUUUUGCACUGUGGUGAUGAGGUUAAUCCAAAUAAUCUCCUUUCUGUAUUAGAUUCCACAAAUAACGAAGGAUGUAGUGGACUAAAAAGCAUUGCACCUAAAAUAUUUGAGAAAAAUUCUGAUUCUACACCAUUUAAUCAAGAAUUUAUGAAAUCAAUUUAUUUUACUGGAUGUCCUGUUCUGAAAAGUGACGGAUCUUCAUCAAAUAAUGGUAGUAUGUCAUGCAAUUUAUUCCGAGCAAAUGUCAAUCCACGUAGCAUUGUAACUGAAAAUGGAAAAACGGCACAACAAGAUAUUCCUGGAGGUUCGUCUUUGCAAGUACAGGUGACAACAUCGAAAACAUAUUUAGCAGACAUUCCAUCUGAAAAAAAUAAAAAACAAGAAGUUGCUAUUAGUCAAGGAGAAAAAAAUAAAAGGAAAUCUGAAAAAAUCAUAAAUAAUGAAUUUAGAUGGAAUUUUGGAAAAGGAACAUUACGUUGUCCACCUAAUAAACCAGAAGAAGAUGAAUACGGAAUGUGUGAUUAUAUGGAAGAAAUUGGUUGA